Messenger RNA from Lytechinus pictus (painted urchin), 1932 nucleotides. Its product is annotated as lactadherin-like. Lineage: Eukaryota; Metazoa; Echinodermata; Echinoidea; Temnopleuroida; Toxopneustidae. The transcript has 13 exons. The record is from RefSeq and is a predicted model, not a curated record. The coding region runs from base 1 to 1932 and encodes 643 amino acids.
AUGUGGAUAAGUGCCUUGCCAGAGGACAGUAGCGCCCGAUUCACAAGUGUCCUAAGGAGUAGCUUCCACCAUUCAGGUCAAGAGGUCAUCACCCUGGGCGGAGGUGAGGAAAUAUGGCUCUUCUUGGAUGGACACCUGAUCAUGGAAAUCAUAAAUCACAACUUUCAUCAAAUCAUCUGCAAAAAAGCCGAACUACAGAACAACGAUGGGGAGGUGAGAAUAUCUAUAUACCAAGGAGUUAUUAAGCAUGGGAGGUGUGCUUCGCUGUCAUAUCUACCAAAUGAGAAUGUGACCAUCUUGUUAAGGGUUGGGGAUUCGUACACAUUUGAUAUGUUUAUGGCCGAACGGUUUGAGUGCUCCUCAGAACUAUUCAUGGAAUUCCAAAACAUCGAGCUUCCUUCUGAUGACAAACCGGUCAUCUCAGCUUCCUUCCAUACAAGCGAAUGGACGGGGACUGGUGUAGACAUCGGGACCUUUGUGAUUGGCGAAUUCAAUGAUGACAUCAAUUUGUAUGUGGGCGAAGUCGCGACAGAAUUUGAGAAUGUUAACUAUCAACCUGAAUGCUACACCGACCCGCAAGGCUUGGAUUAUCGAGGGUUUGUCAGUGUCUCGGAGAAUGGUCAUGCGUGCAAAAACUGGUUAUUGCAAAGCAUCGUUAACGACACCUACAACUCGGGUCUGGGCGAUCAUAACUACUGCAGGACGCCAUCUAUCAACGAGACAGCACCAGUGUGCAUCACUGAACUAGAUCCGCUUACUGUAGAAUACUGUAACGUUGGACCCCCUCAGACAUGGUGUGGAAUUCCAUACGCAUACAAAACGUUCGUUACCAUGGGAGCAGAAGAUGGAAGGUUGAACAAUAUUUUGUUCUCUGCAAGCAGUUUUCAUAGUGAAAGGUACCCACCUUCUAGCGCCAGACUUAACCAGGAAGCAGAUGGCCGCCUGGUGGGGCAUUGGUGUGCGAAGAAUUCCGGCCCAGAUGAAUGGAUCCAGGUUGAUCUGGGGGCCGUCCAUCCUCUUGCUGGUGUAAUGACCCAGGGUCGCAGGGAUCUGUGGCUGUGGCCUGCAAGUUUCCGGGUAAUCUACAGCUCAGACGAGGUCACAUGGUUCUCCGCAAGAAACCUAGAUGAUAAUGAGAUUUUCACAGGAAAUAACAACCAAGAUGGGGUUUAUCCGAAUUACUUCCGGCGGGAAAUUCUGGCCCGAUACGUCCGGGUCACCGACGUGAUCAUGAAUCCAUCGACAUGGGAAGUUCCGUGUUUGAGAUUGGAGUUGAUAGGAGUCCGUUAUGAAACAGAUAUGAAAGUCCUUGAAAUACCAUCACCAGCUUCAUACGCUCCCUUGGGAAUGGAGGAUGGACGCAUACAAGAUGACCAACUCACUCAAAGUUCUUGCUGGAAUGAGUAUCAUUGUGCUUUCCGAGCUCGUCUCAACAUUCAGGAUGAGGAUGGAGUCGGCAUCGGAGGAUGGGUCCCAGAUUGGCGAGACCACUCCCCGUGGAUACAGGUUGAUCUUCGGGAGACCAAGCUGGUUGGUGGGGUGAUGACCCAGGGAAGGACUCAACAUAACAAUGUCUUUCGGUCAUUUUCUGUGUCAUAUGGCAUCAAUGAUUCUAACUGGGUUUCUGCUAAAGAUAGGAGAAAUUCAGAGACCUUCAUAUCAAACUACGAUGAGGAUACAAUUGUGGUGAACUACUUUGACAAGCCUGUUACAGCGCGUCACGUGAAACUUAACUUCCUCUUUGAUGCAAGCUACCCGGGCGCUUUACGCAUGGAAAUCCUGGAGUUCCUACCGAAUUAUGGACCUGGCAUAUCACAGUUAGAUAUUGAACCCUUGGGUAUGGAAGAUUCUGCUAUUCUGAAUGAAAGCCUUGAUGCAAGUUCCGAAAGAUUGUUGGUGUCCUUUGCCAGAUUGAAUGGGCCAUCAGAAUGA